GGGCGAAGAGGUCUUGGCUCUGUGUUUGUCUGGGCAUCUGGCAAUGGUGGAAGGAGCAAAGACCACUGUUCUUGUGAUGGCUAUACCAACAGCAUCUACACCAUCUCCAUCAGCAGUACAGCUGAAAGUGGAAAGAAACCAUGGUACUUGGAAGAGUGUUCAUCUACACUGGCCACAACCUACAGCAGUGGAGAAUCCUAUGAUAAGAAAAUAAUCACUACUGAUCUAAGGCAACGAUGCACGGACAAUCAUACUGGGACAUCGGCCUCAGCCCCCAUGGCUGCUGGCAUCAUUGCCCUGGCCCUGGAAGCCAAUCCGUUUCUGACCUGGAGAGACGUACAGCAUGUUAUUGUCAGGACUUCCCGUGCGGGACAUUUGAACGCUAAUGACUGGAAAACCAAUGCUGCUGGUUUUAAGGUGAGCCAUCUUUAUGGAUUUGGACUGAUGGAUGCAGAAGCCAUGGUGAUGGAGGCAGAGAAGUGGACAACCGUUCCUCAGCAGCACGUGUGUGUGGAAAGCACAGACCGACAUAUCAAGACCAUCCGCCCCAACAGUGCAGUACGCUCCAUCUACAAAGCCUCCGGAUGCUCGGAUAAUCCCAACCACCAUGUCAAUUACCUGGAACACGUAGUGGUGCGGAUUACCAUCACACACCCUCGGAGGGGAGACCUGGCCAUCUACCUGACCUCGCCCUCAGGAACCAGAUCCCAGCUUUUGGCCAACAGGCUGUUUGAUCAUUCCAUGGAAGGGUUUAAGAACUGGGAGUUCAUGACCAUUCACUGCUGGGGAGAGCGGGCUGCUGGUGACUGGAUCCUUGAAGUUUAUGAUACUCCAUCUCAGCUGAGGAACUUUAAGACUCCAGGUAAAUUGAAAGAAUGGUCCUUGGUCCUCUAUGGCACAUCUGUACAGCCAUACUCCCCAACCAAUGAGUUUCCCAAAGUAGAACGCUUCCGCUACAGCCGAGUGGAAGACCCCACAGAUGACUACGGUGCUGAAGAUUAUGCGGGUCCCUGUGAUGCUGAAUGCAGUGAGGUUGGCUGUGACGGGCCAGGACCAGACCACUGCAGUGACUGUUUACACUACUACUACAAGCUGAAAAAUAACACCAGAAUUUGUGUCUCCAACUGCCCUCCUGGCCACUACCAUGCUGACAAGAAGAGAUGCCGGAAGUGUGCUCCCAACUGUGAGUCCUGCUUUGGCAGCCACAGUGAUCAGUGCCUAUCCUGUAAAUCCGGCUACUUCCUGAAUGAAGAAACCAGCAGCUGUGUUAUUCAGUGCCCUGAUGGGUCAUACCAGGAUACCAAGAAAAAUGUUUGCGGGAAAUGCAGUGAGAACUGUAAGGCAUGCACUGGAUUCCACAAUUGCACAGAGUGCAAGGGCGGGUUAAGCCUUCAGGGAUCCCGUUGUUCUGUCACCUGCAACGAUGGACAGUUCUUCAAUGGCCAUGAUUGCCAGCCUUGCCACCGUUUCUGUGCUGCCUGUGCCGGGGCUGGAGCAGAUGGGUGCAUUAACUGCACAGAGGGUUAUGUCAUGGAAGAGGGAAGAUGUGUACAGAGCUGCAGUGUGAGUUAUUAUUUGGACCAUAAUUCAGAUAAUGGAUACAAAUCCUGUAAGAGAUGUGAUAACAGCUGUUUGACAUGCAAUGGCCCAGGAUUCAAGAACUGUUCCAGCUGCCCCAGUGGAUAUCUUUUAGAUUUAGGAAUGUGUCAGAUGGGAGCCAUCUGCAAGGAUGCCACGGAAGAGUCCUGGGCAGAAGGAGGCUUCUGUAUGCUUGUGAAAAAGAACAAUCUGUGUCAGCGGAAAGUUCUACAACAACUGUGUUGCAAAACAUGUACAUUCCAAGGCUGA
Molecule: messenger RNA, 1848 nt
Organism: Cricetulus griseus (Chinese hamster)
Lineage: Eukaryota; Metazoa; Chordata; Mammalia; Rodentia; Cricetidae
Source: RefSeq, a predicted model, not a curated record